ACCACCCGGUCACAGAGCUCCCGACUACCCCCCACGGACGAGCUGACCGACGCGGCGACACUAUGUCUCCCGGCCGGCUGCUCCCGGCCGCCGGGGCCUCUCUGGUGACCCUGGUCUGGGCUGCUCUGGUGACCCCCGGGUCAGCCCACCGGGACGCGCCGCCGGCCAGCUUCUCCGUGGUCUCGGCGCACUGGCACCUGGCUCACGGCGCCGUUCCGGCUGACGAGCUGCUGGACAACGUCACCGCGCGGGACGAGUGUGAGUGUCUGGCGCGCUGCUUCCGAAGAGUAGACUGCCUCAGCUUCAGCUGGGUGGACGGCCACUGCAUCCUUUACAGCGUUCGCGGUAACGUGGGCUCCCUACGACCGGGCCCCGUGCGCUUCCGAACUGGAUUGGCCUACCUGGGCGACUGGUGUCUGGAUGACUGGGAGUGUCGAGUGAUGGCGUCGGAGGCCGUCUGCCUGUACAACACGUGCCACUGUCCCUUCGGACAGCACCGGCAUAACAGGACAACGUGCGGAUACGAUCCAUUUGGAACAGAAAAUGGAGGCGACUUUACCAUUGCACCAUGGAGUUCCCCCAAUGAACAGGCGGCAGACGUCACCACAACUCAGGAGAUAGCAACUGCAGCGUCCACAACUCGGCAGGCAACAGCUGCAACUGCGAGAAGCUCAACUCAACAGACCACGACGACUGCAACAUCUGCAACGCCGACAACAUUCACCGCUCAGCAGACCGCAUCCGACCCAUCCACCAAUCAGCUGGCAGCUGGAGCAGAAUCCCCCAAUCAGGAAACGGCAGUUGGGUCAUCGGCCAGCCAGGAGACGACAGCCGCCCCAUCCACCAAUCAGCUGCCAGCAGUGGAUACCUCCACCAGCGGAGGUACCGGGGACGGUACGACCACCGAACAGGCUCUGUUCACAGAGACGCUCUAUUCCAAUGGCGGGAUGAUGGGGGAUCCCGUCAGCGGUCAAAACACAGACGACAUAUCGACCAAUCAGCUGACGACUGCUGAACCAACAUCCACCUCAGAACCGCUAAUGGGUGAACCAUUCACCGACCAACUGGCUACAGCAGGCAUGUCCACCGAUCAGAAGACAACGCUGGUAGCUCCAAUGGCGGCUGAGGAGACUGCCCCCGCCCAGGGUAUCGCCGCGGGGACCUCUGACAGCACACAGUCGGCGACAGAGGGGACCUCUGACAGCACACAGUCGGCGACAGAGGGGACCUCUGACAGCACACAGUCGGCGACAGAGGGGACCUCUGACAGCACACAGUCGGCGACAGAGGGGACCUCUGACAGCACACAGUCGGCGACAGAGGGGACCUCUGACAGCACACAGUCGGCGACAGAGGGCGUGAUGAUGACGGGCGACAUCCAACCGGUGACUUCCGAAUCGAGACAUACGGCGACCGGUUCACAAACAGCCGUCACUUCCACCACGGACCGGCCGGCAGCCGCGGAGGUCGUCUACGUGCAGCGGAACGUCUCGGUAUUCGGCGCCGCCCUGCUCAACUGCUCCGGUGACGAGUCCAGGCCGAUGGCGCUGGUGGGGCUGAAGGACGACCCCGCCACGGCGGCUCAAACGCCCUGGCAGACCCUGGACCAGGUGAACUGCGCGCAGUUUGUCGGCCACCCAGACCUGGUCAUCGGGGCGGAGACGCCUCUCAUCCCAUUUGAACAAGGAAAGCCCGAGUACCAGUGCGGCCCGGGCCAGCUGCUGGUGGCCGUCUCCACCUCUAUCGGCCAGUACCUGCCCCGGCCGGGGAUCGUGUGCGCCCCGGUCGAGGAGCCCCACACCAUCGGCCCGGUCGGCUGUGAGACGGUGACCAUCACCGAGCCGGAGAAGUACCAGAGCCCCGUCAGCGACACGGCCAGCUGGCCGUUCCAGUGCCCCCAGCUGCCGCAGCCGCUGGGAAUCACGGCCGUCUCCAUCGACACGCUGCAGAAGCAGUGGACUUCCAUCACCUGCUGCCUGAUCGUAUAGACCGCUGUGGACCAGCGGCGAGCCGGCUAACACAGAAUACCGGCGGAACGGUCAGUCAGCGCAGACUGACAGCCGACUGUCACAUCACACUGUGCCACUGUCACAUCACCCGGCAUCUGUACCGUCAAUCGGUCGUGCGUUUUAAUUCAGGCGGCGAUCGGGGCUGGGCGCGAAUGGUCCCUCUCCGAACCGGGCUGGCUGCUUCACUUGUGUGUGAAUUUUUAACAAUGUGUGGCGUGCAUACCAUUUUCGACAGUGCUUCGUUCGGCUUUAGUUUGUGUGUGGUGCACCUCGCCAUCGGGUGUGCGCGGGCCGCGGGGCUUAACCCUAUUAGUGGCAGGGGGUGGUUGUUUUUAUCCACCCCUCAGGUUUUUCGGGAAUAUCUCCGAAACCGCUGAAGCUACGAUGCUGAAAUUUUCUGACUUUUCCUAAAACUAAAUUGGGCACAUUCCCUGAAAAAUUCAAGUUCAUAACUUUACCAGGGGCGGCUCCAGAGCACUUGGAAUUGGGGGUGCUAUUCGUGAAGCGUGUCAUUUGGGCGAAGAUCACGAUGCUGUACCAGUUUUACGAACAGCGAA
Messenger RNA from Amphibalanus amphitrite, 2566 nucleotides. Its product is annotated as flocculation protein FLO11-like. The transcript is spliced from 8 exons. NCBI's taxonomy places the organism in Eukaryota, Metazoa, Arthropoda, Thecostraca, Balanomorpha, Balanidae. Bases 63 to 1988 code for a protein of 641 amino acids. The record is from RefSeq and is a predicted model, not a curated record.